Molecule: messenger RNA, 1930 nt
Organism: Vigna unguiculata (cowpea)
Lineage: Eukaryota; Viridiplantae; Streptophyta; Magnoliopsida; Fabales; Fabaceae
Product: protein LIKE EARLY STARVATION, chloroplastic
Biological process (GO): starch metabolic process; regulation of starch metabolic process
Cellular component (GO): chloroplast stroma; starch grain
Molecular function (GO): starch binding
Source: RefSeq, a predicted model, not a curated record
UUCACUCACUUCACUCUGCUUUCCGAUCAACGAUUUUCUUCACACACUCUCACGCUUCGCUCUCAAUGCACUUCGGAACCUGUGCCGCUGGUGCACCACACCGUUGGGUGCACCUUCACCAGCAACACGGAAACAGAGAAUGGAUGCGAGUGAGAGCGACGGCGCGUGGAGGAAAAGAAGACGGAGACACCUCCUACUUGGAGAUGUGGAAGAAGGCGGUGGAGAGAGAGCGGAAGAGCGCGAACUUCAAGACAAUCGCCGAGCGCGUGGCCUCGACUCGUGAGGAAGGCACUGCGCAUGACGAUUUGGAGAAGAAGACCAGCGAGUUCAACAAGCUUCUCCAAAUCCCUUCCGAAGAGCGCGACCGCGUUCAGCGGAUGCAGGUCAUCGACCGCGCUGCCGCUGCCAUCGCAGCCGCCAAGGCACUCAUUCAAGAUCGCGGUACUGCCGGUUCUGGCGACAGCGACGGUGGCGACGGCGACAACGGCGACCACGAACGACAGCGCGAAUUGGAUUCGGGAAUCGGAGUGCGGAGUGGAGUUAUUCCUGUGCAAGAGUCAGCAGCUCAGGGAAAUGGUGUGCCUGGCCCUGAUUUUUGGUCCUGGACUCCUCCCGUGGAGAGCGACCUUCCCUCAGGUGAAGACAGUGGGUUGCAGUUAAAUACCAAGGCUUCCGUUCGUCCAACUUUGCCCAGUGCAGUUGUGGAGAAGGAGCGGACACCGCAAUUUCUCUCUAUUCCAUUUGAGAGUUUACUUUCUCGGAGCGAACAGAGUGACACUCUUCCACCAUUUCAGUCACUUUUAGAGGUUGAGAAAGCGGAAUCUGCAUCUGAACAACAGUUAAGUUCCUCGUCGCUUACCCUGGAAGAGGAACAGUUACUUGGUGAAUCUUCUUCUGGCUAUGCCGAAGAAGCAGCACAUGCCCUUAGUGAGGCCAAUAAAUGGUCACCCAUUGGAGUGAAUCCGGAUGGAUCAAGAUGGUGGAAAGACACCGGAAUUGAGCGAAGACCAGAUGGCGUGAUCUGCAGAUGGACAAUGACCAGAGGUGUUAGUGCAGACACAGAGAUUGAGUGGCAAGAGAAGUACUGGGAGGCUUCUGAUGAUUUUGGCUAUAAGGAACUUGGUUCUGAGAAAUCUGGCCGUGACGCAUAUGGAAAUGUUUGGCGUGAAUUUUGGAGAGAAUCCAUGAGUCAGGAAGAUGGGCUUAUGAACUUUGAGAAAACUGCAGACAAGUGGGGAAGUAAUGGUAAAGGUAAUGAGUGGCAGGAAAAAUGGGGGGAACGCUACAAUGCCGCUGGUCAAUCAGAAAAAUGGGCAGACAAGUGGUGCAGUAUUGACCCAAACACACCACUUGCUCCAGGGCACGCCCAUGUUUGGCAUGAAAGGUGGGGCGGGAAAUAUGACGGGUAUGGUGGGAGCAUAAAAUACACUGACAAAUGGGCGGAACGAUCAGUGGACGGUGGAUGGGAGAAAUGGGGUGACAAAUGGGAUGAAAACUUUGAUCCAAAUGCAAACGGCGUGAAGCAGGGAGAGAGCUGGUGGGAAGGUAAGCAUGGAGAACGCUGGAACCGAACCUGGGGUGAGCAUCACAAUGGCACUGGUUGGAUUCACAAGUACGGCAAGAGCAGUUCUGGGGAACACUGGGACACACACGUCAAUGAAGAAACCUGGUACGAGAGAUUCCCUCAUUAUGGCUUCUUUCACUGCUACGAAAACUCCGUCCAGCUCAGGCAAGUUCCCAAACCUUCUGAAAUUCAGGAAGUUCCCAAACCUUCUGAAAUGGAAGUUCCCAAAUCAGAGAUACAGCAAGUUCAGGAGCCUUGAUUACCCAAAAAUCAUCUUGUAGAAUAAAUACUGUGUUCUUGUUUCCGAUACAACAGACAAAGAUAUAUACAUACUCUAUUUCACUCGUACAAUUUGUUUCACUCGUA